Messenger RNA from Tachysurus fulvidraco (yellow catfish), 3641 nucleotides. It is a transcript of the gene osbpl2b, whose product is annotated as oxysterol binding protein-like 2b. NCBI's taxonomy places the organism in Eukaryota, Metazoa, Chordata, Actinopteri, Siluriformes, Bagridae. Gene Ontology annotation, cellular component: cytosol; intracellular membrane-bounded organelle; membrane. Gene Ontology annotation, molecular function: cholesterol binding. The record is from RefSeq and is a predicted model, not a curated record. The transcript is spliced from 14 exons. The coding region runs from base 17 to 1672 and encodes 551 amino acids.
CGACAAAAUACAGCGAAUGCGAUUGGCCAAUCCGCUGCCAGUGAACCCGCCUCCUUCAUUCACUUCCGUCUCUGUGUCAACUGCGUUAGCGUCCCAGCACGCAGAGGUUCAAUGUGAACCAGGCGCUGGAACACAUCACGUUCAAACAAGCACAGCUUGGAACUGGAGCGGGAUCCAUUCAGUCAGGAACAUCAGUCAAGCAUCCAGCGAGGGAUCAUGUUCUAGUGGCUUGUGCUGGCUGUCCGUCAAUACAAUGAACAAUGAAGACGAGUUCUAUGAUGCCGUCACAGGCUUGGAUUCGGACGAGUCAUGUGAGGGCACUUCAGAAGCCAGCUUUAAAGAUGCCGUAGUGGAUGCUGGUGCGGAGAAACACAAUGUCCCUGUACAAGAGAAUGGAAUCAAGAAACGCAGGACAACCCUUCCUGCCCCCAUGUUCUCCAGAAAUAACUUCAGCAUAUGGAGCAUCCUGAAGAAAUGUAUAGGACUGGAGCUGUCUAAGAUCACCAUGCCCAUUGUGUUUAAUGAGCCACUAAGCUUUCUGCAAAGAAUCAGUGAGUACAUGGAGCACACGUACCUCAUCUCCAAAGCCUGUGCAGAGUCUGACUCCAUUGAGAGAAUGCAGGCUGUAGCUGCCUUUGCGGUGUCCGCUGUGGCCUCUCAGUGGGACAGGACUGGAAAGCCGUUUAACCCUCUCUUAGGGGAAACCUAUGAACUUUUACGAGAGGAUCAGGGCUUCAGGUUGAUCUCUGAACAGGUUAGUCAUCACCCACCAAUCAGUGCAUUCCAUGCUGAGGGCCUAGCAGGCCACUUCCUGUUCCAUGGCUCUAUAUACCCAAAGCUCAAGUUCUGGGGCAAGAGUGUGGAAGCAGAACCAAAAGGAACCAUCACGUUAGAGCUCCUCAAACACAAAGAGGCAUACACAUGGACAAACCCUUUUUGCUGUGUACACAAUGUCAUUGUGGGCAAACUGUGGAUUGAGCAAUACGGCACUGUAGAAAUAAUGAAUCACAGUACUGGAGAUAAGUGUGUGCUGAACUUCAAACCCUGUGGGAUGUUUGGUAAAGAGCUGCACAGAGUGGAGGGAUACAUCCAGGAUAAAAGUAAGAGGAAGCGCUGUGUGAUCUAUGGGAAAUGGACAGAAUGCAUAUGGAGUGUAGACCCACAGGCGUACGAUUCUCAUCGCAAGAACGAUAAAAAAGGAGCAUCAGACACCAAGAAACACAAAUCGGAAGAAACAGAUGUUGCAGAAAAUGAUGAAGCAGAUGACAUGCCGGAGAUACAGGAGACUGUAGCUGUGGUCCCUGGUAGCACUCUACUCUGGAGAGUGUGUCCUAGACCAUCUCACUCAACAGAGAUGUAUAACUUUACUAACUUUGCUAUCACACUGAAUGAAUUGGAGUCAGGAAUGGAGAGCAUUUUACCCCAGACAGACUGCCGGCUACGACCUGAUAUACGAGCCAUGGAGAAUGGAGACAUGGAUGAAGCCAGCAGGGAGAAGGAAAGGCUGGAGGAGAAGCAAAGAGCAGCUCGUAAAGAAAGGGCAAAGGAAAACGAGGAAUGGUGUACUAGAUGGUUUGAGCUGGGAACAAACCCACACACAGGAUCACAGGACUGGCUCUACACUGGAGGUUACUUCGAUAGGAACUACACAGACUGUCCUGAUAUUUACUAACGAGGGACUAGCACUCACUCCUCUUCCUUCUUUUUCCCACCACCACAUGCAUCCAGCAUCACAUCAUAUCCAACAUUUUCUGCUGAUGCAGCAUUAGCUGGUUUUCCUUCAUUCAACCAAAUAUAUUCAUCACACUGCUUACUCUAUUUACUGAAACGUAACUUGGUGUGUUUUGAAAUCAGGGAUUUGAGCUCUCAUUCAGAGUUAAGCCUUUCUGAUGGAUGAAAGGGGAUGACGUGAUCACACAACUCAGAGGGUUUUUUUUUUUUUCUUUCUCCCUUUUUCCUCUCGGUAAGGGUUUUUCCUUUGAAAGCACUGAUGAUGAUCAUAUAGAACAUAAGGAAAGUGAAGAAGAAAAGAAGAGCGACUGAUGAUCAGAGCCUUAUUUUCUGCCUUAGAACUCCCAUAAAUUCUCCCAUUACAUCUGUGUGUCAUGCUUCAUUACAGUUUAUUGCUCCAUGACCAAACCUACAGCUCGAUAUGUAUACUAAUCACAUACCGUCAUACGGAUCCGAUUUUCUAAUGGUCGUAGUCUAUCCUCAAAUGUGUGUAAAAUAACAGAGGACACAUUUUUGACAUUUGAGAGCACUGAUAUGUUACAUACUUAUUUGACCAACUGAACACUGUUAAAUAGAGUGAAGUGAAAUGAGUCAUCAUAAAAACAAACUAUAAUAUUAAUAAUAAUAAUGAACUGCUCAAUGUGUGUGUUCAUAUACUAUAUUUCAGUUUAUUUGAAGGCCAACUUUCCUCCCAUGGAUGUACAAUAUAAUGUGAUGGUUUUUAGUUCUAAUGUAAGAAGAUUUUUCUAGAGCAGUUAUUCACAUUAAAGUUCACAUUUUAAAAGCUGCAACUAUAAAAAUGUAUUUUUAAUGAUUCCUGAGAAAUUGUUCUCUGAGUAUCAUGUUACGUGACCAUUUGUGUUGUGAUGCUCUGACAAGAUUAGAAUUGGAAAACAUGAAUAAUAAGCAUGCAUUCAGCAUCAACACUAAAUGCUUAAUAGCAUUCAUGUUGUGUUUUUCUUUAAGCAUGUUGCACGUAUCCCAUUUGUCCUGUUCUAUACAUAGGUUUAAGCACAUCUCGUUUCAGUUUCAUGCCACGUCUCAUCAUUAUUCCUAAACCUUGAGGAAACUCGCACCUCUUGUAAGAGCAGUCAAAAUCUAUGCAACUCAUCACAAACCCCUGCAUAUUUUCUCGUAUUUAGUCUGAAGCUAAAUAAAUAGUCCAUAGUUUAGUCUUACUGGUGACAAAUGUCUACAGACAGUUUAUAGGAUUGUAAAUAUCACAGCAAAUUAUUCUCAGCUAUUUUUCCUCUUUUCUUCAGUGCCCACGGUAAAAUCGUAUUCCCUUUUCCCUUUAUCACUGAACUCUAGUUAUGAUCCGUGCACUAGUGUGCUGCACAGUGAUGCUAGAAUUUCAUGUGUUUUUAUUUAAACUACCAAACGUUAUUUUCCUCCUUCAGUGCCUGAGUUUGUAUCACUGAUACUUGACUUUUUUUUUAUUAUUGUUUCUUAAUCAUUGUCAUGGGUGUUUUUAAGAUUUCUUCACAAGUUUGCUUGCUUUGUUGGUUUGUUUUGUCUUGUUUGCUUAACCAGAUUUCACACUUCCUCUGUGAUUAACACUUAAAUGUCAGUGAGAAUGUUGGCAGAUUUUCACACGCUGUAUGAUGUACACAUGCACAGUGCAUUACACUACUUGAUUGCCUCUAUUAAAUAAGUUGCUACUCCAUUAAGUGUACAUUUGUCUAUAUGAAAACUAGCAAUAUAAAACGUAUACAGAGUUUCUUUGGCUUUGUGUGGAUUCAUUUUGUAAGUUCAGUGUUUUGCUAGUACACUUCACUGUACGUCAUAUUUCUGUAUAAAGGUUUGCACAUUCAUGGUAAUCACAAACAUAACAUUAUUUUGUGUAAUGAUUUAUUUUUAUAGUAUUUAAAUACUUUAUUGGUGAGAAAUUAUUAAAACACUUCAUUUUA